Messenger RNA from Lates calcarifer (barramundi perch), 5439 nucleotides. It is a transcript of the gene myripa, whose product is annotated as myosin VIIA and Rab interacting protein a. Gene Ontology annotation, cellular component: cortical actin cytoskeleton. The record is from RefSeq and is a predicted model, not a curated record. The transcript has 17 exons. The coding region runs from base 529 to 4632 and encodes 1367 amino acids. Gene Ontology annotation, biological process: intracellular protein transport. NCBI's taxonomy places the organism in Eukaryota, Metazoa, Chordata, Actinopteri, Centropomidae. Gene Ontology annotation, molecular function: myosin binding; actin binding; small GTPase binding.
CGAAAUUAAAUUUUUUUUUUUCGUUAGGAAUUUCCUCAAAGAAGAUACACUUUUAUAACUAUCAGAAUCAGUCUUAACGUGAUAAAUAAACAUGUUUUCGUUUGUUAAGAAACUUUUUUUUUUUUUACUUCCAAGUUUCCUAUAGUUCGCUGUGUCCCGCAGAGAAACACUGGAUGUGGUCCAGGACCACGCUUUAUCCUGAUUUUCUCUCAGCAACCGGGACAGGUUUGCACCGAUCAGACCUGCUCAGGGUCACCCACCAAACCUCUCCUCAACCCAUUGUUUCGGACAAAAAGAUUUAAAAAUAGCGUCAUGAAGACUCAUUGAGACUCUGGAUAUUAGUGGAUUUUUUGGCAGUGACACAAAUCACACUGGGAGUGAACGGAUUGUGUUUUUCCCCUUUGUGCGGUUGUGAAGGUGAACUAUUGUUGGUUUCAACCAGCGAAGGCAGCGCACUCAGAUCGAUGAUAACAACAAGCUGAUUGAUUGGUCAGAGCGGGUUGAGUGUCAGCCAGAGAUUUGUCAGCAAUGGGGCGGAAGUUGGAUCUGUCGGGACUGACGGACAGCGAGGCGGAGCAUGUGCUGCAGGUGGUGCAGAGGGACAUGAAUCUACGCAAGAAGGAAGAAGAGCGUCUCAGUGAACUGAAGCAGGAGCUGGAUGAGGAGGGCAGUCGCUGCCUCCUCCUGUCACGGCAGAGUUGCUUCAACCAGCGCUGCUGCAUCCGCUGCUGCUUGCCCUUCACCUUCCUGUUCAACCCCAAGCGUCAGUGCCUGGACUGCCGCUACAACGUCUGCAAGGCCUGCCGGGUCUACAACAAGCAGGACAAAACCUGGCUCUGCUCCACCUGCCAGAAGAGCAGGCUGUUGAAGACACAGUCACUGGAGUGGUACUACACUAAUGUGAAGAAUCGCUUCAAGAGAUAUGGCAGUGCCAAAGUGCUGAAGACUCUCUACAAGAAGCACACGGCAGAGCAUGGUGUGCUUUCAGGGCUAAGUGAAGGCAGUGUGGGUGAGGGGAGCCUCUGCAAUGAAGGCAGCUUCUGUGGGAGCGACUCAACCUUCUACAGACAAACUGAAGAGCACAGCAUGGCUGAGACGCUCACUGUGGCCUUGCAGGUGGCAAAGGAGGCCAUAGACGAGGCCAUUUCUAAGGCAGAGUUCGACGCCAUCUCUAAGGCAGAGUUCGACGCCAUCAGUCAGGAGAAGCAGGAUGAGGCACACUAUCUGCGGGAGCACAGAGCAGAGCUCAUUGAGGAACUGGCCAAAACUAUUGUGCAAAAAAUCAUUAAUAGGAGGAAGACUUUGUCUGAGAUGAGGGGAGAGUACAACCAGGACUGGGCCCUCCAGCAAAACAUUGACCCCCAUCAUCAUCAGUCCACCUGUGAUCCAGCCUCCAGCUCCCUCAAACACCAACGAGGCCUCUGGAGGUCACACUCUGCCUUUUCACUGGUGGACAAUGACUCUCCAGGUCUGAUACAAGACUCUCCGCAGGCAUUUAAGAACGAAGGCAGUGGGUCGACUCUUUCUGCCUGGAAGAGUGUAGACCGGCUGGACAACGCUGGUGUGUCCUCGGUGCUGAAGAGCCCAGACGGGAACUGGAUUGCCCUGCAGAGCGCCCAGCUGUCUCGUCCCAGCCUGCUGACCAAAAAGAAGAGCCGGGUCUACAGUGCCUUGGAGAGGGAGUCCGGAGUGGUGUCCGCCUACGAACGCAUGGGCUCUGACAACAAAACCAAGCCUGAGCCCGACAGCUCCUGGGGCGCCGCCCUCCACGAGAUCCACAGGAUGAUGACAGACUCUAACUUCAACCUGCAGGACGCUCAGGACACGAUGUCGUCGGGCCGCCAAGGCAGCAGAGAUAACAUGCUGUCGGACUCUGAGGGGAACUGGAAGCCUAAUAAACCUCUGUCUGCUCUUUUGAAAAGGAAGGUGCCCGCGGAGAUCAGACGACCUUCGUCAUCCCGAAGGACAAGUAUCAUUGAUGUGAACUUUAAUGUACAAGGAGCAGGAGAGGAGGAAGAGGAGGAAGAGGAGGAAGAGGAGGAAGAGGAGGAGGAGGAGGAGGAGGACGAGGAGGACAGUGUGGCCACUGAGCUGGAGACGGGAAAAGUCAGGAUAUCACAGAGGAAAAGGAAGAGUAAAAAGAAGCACAUGGCUUCUUCUCCUGUGUCGGAUUUAAACAAAAAAGACAACCGAUCCCAACUCGCUUCUGAUGUUGUGACGCCCGAAACUUUGACCUGUGGAGCCACCACCCCCGGACCUUUUGGCCCCCAGAGUGACGCGACUGCACGCCGAGCCAAUCAGAUGAACGAGGAUCUCACGUUAAAGCUCCAGCAGCUGGCCGGCCGAGUUUCUGACCCCGCCGUCAAAGAAGGACGCUCUGAUGGUGAUGGACAGAGGGAGGAAGGAGGGGAGGAUGAAAGGUCGUGGAAGAUGGAGAUCAACUCGGGCGAGGGAAGAGUGGAGAAUGAAAAGGAGGAGGAAGAGAGAGAUGUCAAAGAGAUGACAUACAAACUGUUCAGGCUCAUUGCACAGUCCAGAGUCACGUGCUUGUCCUCUACUGACGAUGAGGGAGACAAAGUUGGCCAGAGUUCAGGAGAAUGGGAUGAAGAUAUGGAGGAAGACAAUAAAGACCAAGAGGAGGAGCGGACAGAAGGACUCACCUAUAAACUCAGUCGGCUGGAGAAAGAAGUCAGAGCUACACAGUUCUCAUCCACAGAGGACGAGCUGGACAGAGUUGGCGUCGAUGAGAAGAAGACAGAAGAAGAAGAGGAGGACGGGAGGAGCGAGGCACUGGCUGCGAAAGUGUGCAGAUUAGCUAACCAAGUCGCCACCCAGUUUUCAUCCACAGAGGACGAGCUGGACAGAGUGAGCAGAGGAGAGGACAGGGAGGAAGUGAUAGACGACGAGGCGCUGUGGACAUUACAGGCAGGAAAAUCUGCUCAGGCCGCCCAGCUGCGCGAUUUGGCCAGCCUAGUCAGCGCCUCUCAGUUUUCCUCCACUGAGGAUGAGCUGGAUAGAGUCGAGAAGAACGAGGGAGAGGGAGAGCAGGAGGAGGUAGAAGAAGGAGGGAUGGAGAUCAACGUUGAGAUGCCAGAAGUGUGGGUGGGAGCGGCGGAGAGGAGCGAAUCCUUCGGAGAUUUGGACGUGAGGAUGUUUGAUCUGAGGGAUGAAAUUGAGGAAACAAAGACUGAGAGUUGUGAUGACAAAGCAACAGCUAUGAAUGUUUUGGAUGGUCAGACUGAGAUGGAGGAAAGAGAUGAAGAGAUGAAGUUGAAAUCAGUGGUGGAAGCAGAGAAAACGGAGGAGAUAAUGAGAGCGGAGCAAGAAAAUCAGCCAGAGGCAAAGUGGCCAGACGAAAACGACAAGAGAGAGGACAGACAAAGAGAGGAAAAGUUUGAAGAAAGCAAAGAGGGCCAGGGGGAGUGGGAGGCAGCAGCACACAGCAAAGAGGAAGAUGCAGAAUCAGACAGAGGAGUCAGCAGCAUGUUGACUUUAGAGGAUACAAAGGUAGAAACAUUAAAGGAUAAAGCUGCAGAAAGUGAGAGACUAAACAGAGAGCUGAAGGACACAGAAACUGAUGAGAGUGUUAAAACAGGGGGAGAAAAUGGUUUCAAAGAAAAGCUUGAUGAUGUACAAAGUGCACAUACAUCAGAGGAGACAGGAAGUGAGGAAGAGUCUCAAAGUCGAGGCGACAACGUGAGGGCAGAGUCAGCUGUGAGCGAGGGAACAGGAGAAAAUGUAACUGAGCAAACUGGAGGAGAUACCUCCAGAGAAAAGGACCUGAUGAGCAGAAAUGAGCAGGAAGAAUGCGAGAGAGAUCUAGAGGAAAGAGGAGACUUAGCACUUGAGACGAAUCAGACGUGUAAAAGAACAGAAGUGGAUGUGGAGGAAGUUGAGGAUGGAGGAAGAAAGAUGGCGACCGAGCGGCCAGAGGCAGAGGAGGAGGGAGAGCAAAAAAGUGAAGAGGAAACUAAAGAAAAAAGUGCAGGCGACACGGAAAGGAGCGGCACAUCUUCUCUUCAGGAGGGUUUACUGUCACCAGAGGAGAUUCAGAAUGGUAGUGACAUGGAGCUUUACAAAACAUUAGAGUUUAUAUCGACUCUUCUGGAGCAGAGGUAUUCAGCGGCGUCUCUGUGCAGCAUCACCACUGAGGUGCUGAAGGUGCUCAACGCCACCGAGGAGCUGCUGCAGGGAGUGGAAGGAGGAGACGUCGCCCGACUCUCCCACACCUCACUGCCCCCCAACACUGACCCCAAGAAGCUGGAUCAACAGUUCUCCAGACUGGAGGAGAAUGUGUACAUGGCAGCUGGUUCGGUGUACAGUCUGGAGGCGGAGCUGAACGACCUCGAGGAGUGUGCCAGGGGAAUCAACAGCUCUACGUCUGACAUGGAGCUGUCCUUCCUGGAGGAGCAGGUGGCAUCUGCAGCCGCCAAGGUCCAGGAGUCUGAACUACAGAUUUGGGACAUCUCUGCAAGAAUUGCUGCCUUGAAGAGUGCAGGCCUCAAUGUGGACGUACACUCACGCCUCACUAAGACCAGGACCAUUCCAGUUAUGCCUGCCACCCUGGAUUCAUCAAGGCAACUGAGGAGGCGAUUACCUGCACCACCAGUGAAAGAAGACAAAGAAACCUAAAUCACCGGCCCAGGACCGCUGCAGUACCUCCAACACAGCAGUGCCUUAACCCUGUGACUCUGCAGCCUACAGGCCAGUCUUAAAAGAUCCAUUUUGCCUUAAUUUCAUCCUUCACUAAACAUGCCUCAAAUAAUAUGGGACACAAGUACUGUAUGUAGAUUUUGUGUAGAUGUGCUACGUGUAUAUCAAUGAUAGAGCAGGAAAUUACUGAUUCUAGUAUCAUGUUGUCAGAAAUGUACAGAAGAUAAAAGACUUUAUUUUAAGAUCGAAGACAAGAACAGUUUUGAAAUUUUGUCAGCAUUGAUCAAAUGUAUGUAGACAAAGCAGGUGAAUCCUCAGCUGACUAAAUGUCAGAACAAAAAAUCUAACAUUUGAGUUUUAAAACUUUAAACUUUAAAACGACUUCCAAACAAGUAGAUAAUUCUGGUGAAAUUAUUAUAUUACACAGUAUGUGUAAAAAGAAUGAAUAAUUGUUUUUAUAGAUUUCAUUUUAACACCAUUAGUUGUACAUUUAACUCACUAAUGAGUAAAGCUACACAGCAGUACAGUCAGUUACUGGAUAAAACCUGCAAUUUACACUGUUUUUAAAAUAAUAUAAAUAUACAGAUCACACAUACAUGGGAACAAUUAUAGCAUGUUAGAAAAUUGUUGUUAGACUGUAUCAUGUCUAUAAUGAAUACUAUAAACCUGUAUUUUCCAUGGUUGUGGAUGUCGUAGUGUACAUAUUUGAACAGCAAAGCAAUCAGUAAAUGUUGUUUUCUGCCUUCAUUUUUAAAGUACUGAAAAUAAAAAAAGAAGUUGCAAACA